This is a messenger RNA of Suillus plorans, 1044 nucleotides long. RefSeq lists its product as uncharacterized. The record is from RefSeq and is a predicted model, not a curated record. Lineage: Eukaryota; Fungi; Basidiomycota; Agaricomycetes; Boletales; Suillaceae. The transcript has 4 exons. The coding region runs from base 199 to 942 and encodes 247 amino acids.
UUGAAAAAAAUAAUUCAAAUAAGGUCAGUUGCGCCUUGGGGUAGGGGCAAAGGGGAACGAAGAAUCGGCACGAGCAUUCACGUUGCAUCCUGCAGAUCUUAUCAACAAGUCAAAUCCAGUGAGUACACACGAGAUAAACUAUAUUUCUCUCUUUCAAACCAAUCGCUUCUGAUUUUUUUCCUGUUUCUUUCGACAGACAUGAUGACUGCAACAGCUACUCGGACUUUUUCAAUUCCAAGACCAUCUGAAGCCGAGUUUCGCCGACUUCAUAAUUCAAGGCAUGGAGAAAUUGCCCAAGCUCUGGACAUGGAUGAUGACGAUUUCACGGUGUUCAAGAGACAAGUGCGUGAGAAGAUGUAUGCAUCGCUCGAUCCCUCGAAGAAAUUCGACGAACAAGAUCCUUCGGCCUGGCGAAGAUUUGUACAAUGGGCUUAUGAAACCAUGCCCUCCCUGAUUUCGAAAUAUGAAGAUGCUUGGCCGGUCGAGUUAUAUGUAAAAAUCAGCCUGAGCAAACGUAUUGCGCACGAGCGCUUCCGGUUCAGAAAGGCAGUGGCGAAGUAUAAACAGACGAUGACCAUCAGGUCUUCUUCCUCUGCACAGGGUGAAGCGGAGAUGUCACCGACCGACCUGCCGCCCCCCUACGAUGAGAUAGAUCGAGUCACAGACAGCGAGACUCCUGGUGCACACAUGCAUCCGGAUGCUGCUCCCGAAAACAUCGAGAAAUUUUUGAGAUCCUGUGAUUUUGAUCUCGGGCAUCUCACUAGUACUUUCGUCACCCGACGAGCAGGUCUUUUCAAUUUAGGAAGGCUAGAGCUUCUCGCGUCAUGGCCUGCCGCGUUGAGACGCGACCACUUGGAGAGGCACUUUGGCACUAUGCUCGAUGAUGUCGAGAUAGAGGUUUUGAACAAGCGGUUUGUCGAGAUGAGCCAUGUUCAAAUCUGACUUUGGGUUGAAGACACUAGAUUUGUAUUUACAAUCGAAAUGCAAAUUAGGCUAUCUACUUUGGCUGAUCAUAUUUCAUUCAAAGUGUUGUUUGUUGAUUCA